AUGAGCGAGCUGUUUGUGGGACAAUUCAGGGCUUCUGUUACUUAUGCCCCACCUACCAACACUCUAGCUAAUAUUAAGCAGAAGGAACACGAGACGUUAAGAGGGUACUUCAAACGAUUCAACUCAGAGGUGCCCCGUGUCAGGCCAACAUCAAAGGAAACCCUGAAGAAUUUCUUGAUAGCAUGGGUAAGGCCUGGAACAGACUUCUGGAAGGAGCUGCAAGGGCGGGAGCCCGAAACCCUGGUUGACUUCUUUGCUAGGGCAGAGCCCCAUAAGGUGAUCGAGGAAUCUCUAACCAAGCUUAAAAAGGAGUCGAAGUCUGAAAGCCGUAGCAGCUGGCAAAAUAAGAGGGAGAGGUCUUACAGCCCAGAAAAGAGGAACACCUAUAAGAGGAACCCCUACGUAAGGCCUACGGGUGAGAAGCCUUCAAGCCGAGAUCGCAAGACUUCACCCAUUAUUGUGAACACAACCAGCACACAGGGCUUCGACAAGUCAAGGCUAACGAUGAGGAAGACAAGAGAAGCAAGGUACCAUGAAUACACGCCUCUGACAGCCUCCAUAGAUCAUAUUUUCGAGGUUGGAGACAAGGCGAGACUCUUCCGGAAGCCCUUUCGAAACAGACCCCCUGGGAAGAAAGACCAGGGGAAAUAUUGUGCUUUCCAUGACUUAAAUGGGCAUGACACGACGGAGUGUGUUCAUCUUAAAGACCACAUAGAACACCUUAUCAGAACCGGGUACCUGACGGAAUUUGUAGCCCAAGAGGCUAAAAAGUACAAGCAGAAGAAGGCCAAAAGGGCAAAUGGCCAGGGAGCAAACCGCAAUACUCGGGCUGGCAGUGUACGAACAAUCAUCGGAGGACCCUUCGUGGGAGGCCAGGGAUGCAGUGCUAUGAGGAGAUAUGUAAGGGAAGCCCGAGGGCCACCCUUAACCAAUGUGUGCUAUCUGUCUGAAAGGCCUCCCAAAAUGUUCAAAGGGGAGACCAUGGACAUUACCUUUACUGAGGAGGAUGCACGCACGGUACACCAUCCUUAUAGCGAUGCCCUGGUAGUAACAGCCGUGAUUGGAAAUGUCAAUGUACACAGACUUCUUGUCGACAACGGAAGCUCUGUCAACAUCCUGGCCUAG
Molecule: messenger RNA, 1125 nt
Organism: Daucus carota subsp. sativus
Lineage: Eukaryota; Viridiplantae; Streptophyta; Magnoliopsida; Apiales; Apiaceae
Exons: 1
Coding region: 1-1125 (374 amino acids)
Source: RefSeq, a predicted model, not a curated record